Medioppia subpectinata is the source of this 426-nucleotide messenger RNA. Lineage: Eukaryota; Metazoa; Arthropoda; Arachnida; Sarcoptiformes; Oppiidae. The record is from the annotation of a GenBank genome assembly.
AUGAAAACAAUGCUAUAUAUUGUGACCAUUUGUGUCAUUUUGUUCAAUAUAUUGCACGCAUAUAACUGUACGGGAAUAUUGGUGACGGGCUAUUGUGGAGAUCCGGGACAUCCGGUCAAAUCGCAAGUCUCUCCCGCACAGAGUAUUUACAACGAGGACGAAAAUGUGGUCUAUAAGUGCGAUGACUACAUCUCAUUCAAACAAUACAGAAAGUGCUCAAAAGGCCAAUGGAUGGGAAAGCAUGCCGUCUGUGGUAAUGAUCUUAGAGGCCGAAACGCGUUCAGAGAUAAUGACGUAAAAGUGGCCAAAAUUUAUAACUUACUCAACAAUAAGUUAAUACAUGAAUACAAUAUCAACGGCUCUUUGGAACCGUUCGCCAAAUUUGGCAAUUCUUUUAUCGCCGAAAGGUAUGGACAACCGCUUCGG